AAAAAUUCUUAGAUGAAGCAAAACCCGAAGAAAAUCAAAAGUGGUGAAAGACAAGUUAGUCCUUACAUUGACGACACGCGCUAACAUCUGAACAUCAUUCUCUUUAUUUUUUUCCUUUCUUUUCCGUAUCUGAACAUCACUCUGAAAAUUCCUUACUAUUUGCUUCUCCUCUUGAGGGUUUUGGUAUCUCUCGCUGAUCUUCUCUUAAUUGGGUAUAUGGGCGGAAUGAGACUGCUGCCGGAGGAAUCCGACGUGGCGAUGGUGCGAACACCGGCGGCAGCAACCGACUUGAUUUCCGAUGACGACCGGUCAGUUGCGGCGGACUCGUGGUCGAUAAAGAGCGAAUACGGAAGUACGCUUGACGAUGAACAACGUCAUGCUGAUGCCACUGAAGCUCUUGCCGCUGUCAAUUAUCGUGCCGCCUCUGAUUACAGUUCUGACAAGGAGGAGCAAGAUGCUGAAGGAGUUUCUUCAAUGCUUGGUUUCCAGAGCUACUGGGAUUCUGCAUAUGCUGAUGAAUUGGCAAAUUUUCGUGAGCAUG
Messenger RNA from Nicotiana tabacum (common tobacco), 541 nucleotides. The record is from RefSeq and is a predicted model, not a curated record. Lineage: Eukaryota; Viridiplantae; Streptophyta; Magnoliopsida; Solanales; Solanaceae.